Arachis ipaensis is the source of this 2008-nucleotide messenger RNA. The record is from RefSeq and is a predicted model, not a curated record. NCBI's taxonomy places the organism in Eukaryota, Viridiplantae, Streptophyta, Magnoliopsida, Fabales, Fabaceae.
UAGAACUAUUAUAUAGAUGAAAAAUAGGGUCCCCGCGGAGAAUGGGACCCCGUAGAAAAUGGGGAUAGGGGGCAAUAUUCCCCCACUGCGGCAAAUGGGGACGGGGAUGGAAAACAAAUCUGAGGGCGGGGAUGGAGAGCAGAGAGGCAUCCCCCGCCCUGCCCCGUUGACAUCCCUACACACACAGCCUUUUUUCAACUGUGUCGUCUCUGCCAUUGGUGUUUAUUGUCUCCGCCGUAGCCGGCGCCGGAGCAUGCAGCUGCCACCACCACCACAAAACCGUUGCUUUUCUGGUCGUUCUUCCGCUGUUUCUGCUUUUGUUUCCGUGUAUGUCUCUUUGGAUCAUUGCCGCGCCGCCGCUAUAUUCCGCCAUCCGCCUUUCCUCGUCGUGACCCAACUCUGUUGUUCUCCAUUCUCUAAAAGCUGGCUUCGCAUUGCAAACUCUAGCACUCAAGGAUCAAGGGAAUUGGAAACGGCGUCGGCAAACUUUUUAGUUCCCCUGUUGAGUUCCUCUCCGGCAAGUCUUGUAGUUCAGUAUGUGGACCAACAUGGGACUUUCUUUGCUACAUCGAAAAUGUCUGCGUUGCCAAUCUCUUGAGACUCGCCAUGGUAUUUAUUCUGCUGUAUGCAGUUCUAUUAUUCUUUUAUCUGCUGCAUAAAUUAGGCGUAUUCGGGUGCAUUGGGCGGGGUCUUUGCAAAAUAAUAUGGGCAUGCUGUUCUUAUUGUUGCAUAUGGGAAUAUGCUUGUGCUUUUUCGUGUGCCAAACCGCACAAGAUUAAAAGGAGGAGGAGGAGAUUAAGAAACACUAUAGAUAACAGGUUCUACUUCGCAACUGAACAAGAUUAUAGUGAUGAAAGUAUUUCAAAUCGUUUUCCAUCACUUUCGCGUAGAAGGAGAGACUACAAAAGCUCCCAUUUAAGAAAAUCUUUACGGGUUAGAAAUGGUGAUCAUGCUCGAGUUAAGAUUAGUAGUUAUAAAAGCAAAAAGCAUCAUGGCAAUAAUGUAAUGGAACAUUGUGAUUACAAAGGCAAUGUUCAUGAUAUUAAGGUAACUCGUACAUCUAAGUUUGCUAGAAAAGGUGUCAAUAGGAGAAAAAGAAUUCUUACAAAGUAAUACCUUCUUUGUAUUAUUAAUGCAUAUGCUUAUGACUUGUUAAUUUGAGGGGGGAAAAAACACGUAUCUUCUUGCUUUUUGUCUUGUAACAUUGAUAGAAAGGAGAAGAAUGUUGUAAAGUAUGGAUAAGUCUAGAGUCUCAGUCCAGACUCCCGGGUUUGAAUUUUACAUGAAUUUAUGGAUAGGGCUUUGCAAACUAAAUUAUUUGAAAAAAAAAAAACUAAUUUUAAAUAAAAAAAAUCUAAACCAAAUUGUAUCUAUUUUUGUAGUUUGGUUUUUAAAUUCAAAUUAUUUAAAUAAUUUCAGAUCUGGAUUCAGAUCCAAAAUAUAAAAAAAAAAAAACUUUAAUCUGAGUCGGUUCACACCUCAGCCAUUUUUUCAACUUUUACGGUCUCCGCCGUAGCCAACACCGGAGCAUGCAGCUGCCACCACCACCACAAACCCGUUGCUUUUCUGGUCGUUCUUCCGCUGCUUUUGCUUUUAUUGCUGUCGCAUACGUCUCUUUGGAUCAUCACCGCGCCGUCACUCUAUUCCGCCAUCUGCUGUUUUGCCAUCCGCCUUUCCUCGUCGUGACCCAACUCUAUUCUUCUCCGUUCUCUGAAAGCUCUUUUUGCAUUACAAAUUCUAGCUCUCAAAGAUCAAAAUUAGUGUCUCAUUCAGAAUCUCAAUAAGAAUCCCUACUACAAGGUCAUAAUCAUAUCUCACCAAUGUGCAUUUCAUCAUUUUCUAAAAAUUGAUUCAACUUCAGAUAGACUAGGUUGCUCUUUUAAUUUUCUUCUCAUUGUUAUGUAUGUAUUUUACGCUAUGGAUAGCUAAAUUCCGUGAUUAGUUUAUGCUGAUUUGAUUCUAUAAUGCAUUAUCUACAUUUAUUUCAUUACAUUUAUUAGUUGAAAAC